This is a messenger RNA of Emiliania huxleyi CCMP1516, 885 nucleotides long. RefSeq lists its product as hypothetical. Lineage: Eukaryota; Haptophyta; Isochrysidales; Noelaerhabdaceae. Bases 1 to 885 code for a protein of 294 amino acids. The transcript has a single exon. The record is from RefSeq and is a predicted model, not a curated record.
AUGGCCAUCCGCGUGCCGCUGUGGCUUGUGCUCUCCACCUUUGCCGCGUUCGCCCUGCUCCUCCGUCUGGAGAGCUCUGCAACAGCGCCACCGCCAGGGUUGGAACCAGGCGAGCUGCCCACUGCGCGCUUUGGACUAGUCCACGUGCCAAAGACGGGAGGGCUUGCGGUGCGGCAUGCACUCGGCGACCGGUGCGACGACAUCGUCAUCGAGAGGCGGGCGCACUCGACGGCGGAGAGCGACGUGCUCAAGGUGGGGCUCCGGCCGCUGGUCGUCCUUCGCGCGCCACUCGAGCGGCUGCAAUCCUCGUUUGACUUUUGGCAGCAGGGCUCGAGCGAGCUGUCCGCUCUCUCGCGCGGCAACCCGCAGGCCACGCUCCUUCUCAAGCCGGCGCGUCGGCUCCCGUGGAAAAGCUUCCUCGAUGGGCUGCUCAACGGCUCGUCGCCGCACCGCGCGACGGCGCAGCUUAUCGUCAACGCGCCACAGGCCCUCGCCAGCUGGGCAUGGUCGGCGCACUUUCACCCUCUCCGCCGCUUCGUCGACAAGGAGGACCCGAGAUCGGUCUACGUGUGCUACUCGAGGCGGCUGCUCGCACAGCGGCUCGCCUGCAUGGCGGCGGCGGUCGGCGUGCGCUGCCUCUUCAACGCCACCGGCAACGUCAACCCGACCCGCCGCCGGAAGCGCGCCGCCUCCGCCGAGCCGGUGGUGCCGCCCCACCUGCUGGCGCCGCUGCAACGGUACCUGAGCGACGACGAGGCAAUCUUCCGGCGCCACUGCGGCGCGUGCGCCGCGGAGGCGAGCUGCUGCCACUCUGGCCGCGACGCCGCCGGAGGAGCACAAGGCCGCCGGCCGCGCGACCUGCACAGCACGUUUCCUGUGAAGUGA